This is a messenger RNA of Mya arenaria, 974 nucleotides long. RefSeq lists its product as uncharacterized. The record is from RefSeq and is a predicted model, not a curated record. The coding region runs from base 179 to 712 and encodes 177 amino acids. Lineage: Eukaryota; Metazoa; Mollusca; Bivalvia; Myida; Myidae. The transcript has 3 exons.
GUUAUGUUUACCGAGUUCUGGAAUGAAUAAGUUAGUAUUGAUAACUGAUUAUGGUGUACAGGACGUUAAUUUAACAUACGUUAAAAAUAUACUUAAUUGUUUUCUCACAGAGGAUACUUACGGUUGACUUUAAAGUACAAAGUAAUCAUAAACCCAGAGCAGAAAUCGCACUGGAGCUAUGAAUGUGGACACAUUGUUAUCAGAGCAGGAGGUUCAAUAUAAAUUGAGCAGCCUGUUUUUCGGACUUUUACUGGUUGCGUUGAUAUUUCUUGCCUUAUACAUUCUUUGGAAAUGGUGCGGCGAGGAAUCUAACAAUUCGACUGUUUCAAAAUCAACUUCCGGUGAAAGACUCUUUAUGAAACCCGUAUAUGCACAUGAAAUUGAACCUGGAAUAGUUGUACUGCAAAAUGAAAACGGGGAUUACUUCAAAAUUUUGAAAGAAUAUGACAUGAAGGGCGGUAACCAGUACGGUUCCUUGUCGUGUACGAAACCGGAAAUGACGCAACCAAAUCGGGAAACCGAAAUGCUUUCAAGUCUUCCUCAAUCGUCUUGCCAACCACGUGAUUUCCCUCUUCAUGCAAGCGCGCCGCCAUGUUUGAAUGAUGAAGUCAACUCCAGAAUGCUGGAAAGGAGAAGCAAUGGUGCAGAGUUUCGAUCAGUUGACUUUAAUCUCGGGUCCGGAACAAAUCCACCACCAUAUGGUGUUCCGUAAAAAUAGGUGGUAGUAUUUGUAUGUACUACAACUAUGUAUUCUUACAUAGUGUUCAAGAAAUAUAUGACAGGUGUCAGCCAGAAUGACAAUGGAAUUAUUUGGUCAAAUUUGCUAGUUCUCUGUUUGCACAUAUUAAUGAUUUAUAUUAAAUGAAUACCGACCUCCCAAAAGUACACACUUUUUCAUUUCUAGUGUUCAGUAUUAACUGCAUAUUAUUAUUUUGACUUAUAGUUAAAUAAAGCAACCUCGGAUAUAUGUUUUU